Passer montanus (Eurasian tree sparrow) is the source of this 1504-nucleotide messenger RNA. RefSeq names its product lipase member M-like. Lineage: Eukaryota; Metazoa; Chordata; Aves; Passeriformes; Passeridae. Gene Ontology annotation, molecular function: hydrolase activity, acting on ester bonds. The transcript is spliced from 9 exons. The coding region runs from base 1 to 1197 and encodes 398 amino acids. The record is from RefSeq and is a predicted model, not a curated record.
AUGUGGCUGCUCAUUGCAAUCCUGCUCCUCGUACAAGCACCCACGAGCUCCGAAGGUGCCACCAAGCAGAAGAAGGCUCUAAACCCCGAGGCUCUCAUGAACGUUAGCCAAAUCAUCUGCCACAGAGGGUACCCCAGUGAGGAGUAUGAAGUGCUGACUCGUGAUGGCUACUACAUCCACCUGAACAGAAUUCCUCAUGGAAGAGAAAAGCCUAAGAACAGAGGGGCCAAGCCAGUCGUGUUUCUCCAGCAUGGGAUAUUUGGAGAAGGCAGCCACUGGGUGGAAAAUCUGGCUAACAACAGCCUUGGCUUCAUACUAGCAGACUCUGGCUACGAUGUGUGGCUGGCAAACAGCCGGGGGACCAGCUGGUCCCGGAGACACCAGCACCUUUCAGCUGACCAGGUGGAAUUCUGGGAUUUCAGCUUCCAUGAGAUGGCAAUGUUCGACCUCCCGGCCGCCAUCGACUUUGUGCUGCAGAAAACGGGGCAGAAGCAGCUCCACUACGUUGGCUACUCCCAGGGCUGCUCAGUUGCGUUUAUUGCAUUUUCAUCCAUGCCCGAACUGGCUCAGAAAGUCAAAAUGUUUUUUGCCCUGGCUCCAGUAGUGUCACUCAAGCACACCAAAAGUCCAUUCAUGAAGAUGCAGCUCCUUGUGGACAACAAGCUCAAGAUGAUUCCGGCGCUGCUGGGCAGAACGGACGCGUCCCUGCGCAUCAGGAAGCUGUGGCGCUUCCUCCCGGAGCUGUGCAGGCACACGCUGCUGCACAGGCCCUGUGCCAGCCUCUUCUUCCUGCUGGGCGGCUACAACGAGAAGAACCUCAACAUGACACGGCUGGACGUGUACACAUCCCACUAUCCAGAUGGCACCUCUGUCAAAAACAUCAUCCACUGGGCCCAGGUGAUAAAAUCCGGAGAAUUCAAAGCCUUUGACUACGGCAGCGAGAACGCAGCUAAGUACCACCAGGACACACCGCCCUUGUACCGCGUGGAGGAGAUGCCGGUGCCCACGGCGGUGUGGUCGGGAGGGCAGGACUGGGCAGCUGACUGGAGGGACGUGCUGCAGCUGCUGCCCCGCAUCAGCCACCUCGUCACCUACACCCACAUCCCCGACUGGAACCACUGGGACUUUGUCUGGGGCCUGGAUGCCCCUGGGCGCCUCUACAGCAGCAUCCUGAGGCUGAUGGAGGGGUCCCGGUAGAGCGGCGGCUCCCGGGGGAGUGCUGGUGGCCUGGCCCCUGUCCCUCAGCUGAGACAGCCCCAGGAGAGGGUGGGACACUCCCUGCUGUCCCCUCCUUCCUGCUGGCCUGACACGCUUGUGGUGAUGGUGCUUUCCCCGCGUCCCUUGGUUGUUGGGGUCUGUCCUUCUUGCCUGGGAGCUCCGCUGGCACCGUGCUGGGAGGGCAGCACCGGGCUCGGCCGAGGCACCGGAGCAGGCAGGAGCCACCAGCCCUGCUGGGAGAGCCCCAACACGCUGGCGUUGACCCAGGGACACACGGGGACCCUGC